This is a messenger RNA of Lachancea dasiensis, 786 nucleotides long. NCBI's taxonomy places the organism in Eukaryota, Fungi, Ascomycota, Saccharomycetes, Saccharomycetales, Saccharomycetaceae. The record is from the annotation of a GenBank genome assembly.
AUGAAGGUCCAACAGCAGGCUGUUAAUGUACUAGAGCGGACAUCAUCUUACUUGAAGUCAGGGCUCUUGAAAAAGACUCCGGCAUGGUAUAAUGUGGUAGCGCACAUUCCGCCCUCCAAGCGAUUUGUACGUGAACCCCGUUUAGUGAACCCAGCUACCAAUGAGCCAACAGCAGAGCUUGCAGAUUUUGAUGCAGUUUCCAGAGACUCGAAUGGUACGUACAAGACCAGAGCGAGUCGUGCGGACAAGGCCGAAUCGGGAAACAAGUUAUACAGGGCACCAAAGUUGAAAUAUGUGGAGGAUAAUUUGCGGGAACUUUUCUACGAGCAACAUCCUUGGGAACGCUCAAGGCCUAAAUUGCUCGUGGAAGACACAGGCGUACAUGACUACGAUUGGAACACGAUCCAGCAGCUGGGUAAGCCACUGGACGGGGAAAGUGUCAUCCAAAGAACCCUUCAUUUGCUACAAACUAAGACACAGACCGAAUUGCUUGCUGCCUAUGAUCAAGCAAGAUUCGAAUUUUACCGUCUGCGGAUUCAAGAAGAAGUACAGGCCCAAGUUGCCCAGGAAGAGGCCGAAAUGUCAGGAAGUGUUUUCGGACCCUCUGCUAUCGACUUUGGUUUACAAAAGGAGCAAAAAAUCAUCGAUGUAUGGAAACAAAAAGCCAUCGAUCAAUCGGAACUAAUGUCAGCGAGAAAUUCGAAUCCAGCGGAGUCGUGGUCAACACCUCAGCAGCAAGCGGAUUCAGAAGUCAAAUCAUCAGAACAUCAAGAAAUUCAAAUUUAA